AUGACAGACGUAGGACUCAUGUCAUACUACUUGGGACUAGAAGUAAAGCAAAUGGAGGAUGGAAUUUUUAUCUCUCAAGAAAGCUAUACAAAAGAGAUAUUGAAAAAGUUUAACAUGCUCGAUUGCAACUCUGUGAACACGCCGAUGGAGAGUGGGACAAAAUUGUCCAAGUUUGAUGAAGGAGAAAAAGUGGAUCCCAUAUUUUUCAAAAGUCUUGUGGGAAGUUUGAGGUAUUUGACUUAUACCAGGCCAGAUAUACUCUUUGCAUUUGGAGUAGUAAGUCACUUUGUGGAAGCUCCUACAUCGACUCGCUUGAAGGUCACUAGAAGAAUUCUUUGUUACCUAAAAGGUACGAUCGACUUUGGGUUAUUUUAUUCUUCUUCUAGUGAUUUCAACCUUGUGGGAUUUUGUGAUAGUGAUUAUGCGGGAGAUAUUGAUGAUAGAAAAAGCAAAACUGGUUUUGUGUUUUUCUUGGGUGAUUCUGUUAUUUCUUGGAGUUCAAAGAAACGACCAAUUCUUACUCUCUCGACUUGUGAAGCUGAAUAUGUAGCAGCAACAUCCUGCACUCGUGAAGAUCCGGUGUAUCAUAAUCGAAGCAAACAUAUAGACACAAGGUAUCGCUUCAUCAAAGAAUGCAUUACCAAGAAGGAAGUCGAGCUCAAAUAUGUGAAGUCUCAUGAUCAAGCUGCGGAUAUCUUUAUAAAGCCCCUCAAGUUUGAAGAUUUUCAGAGAUUGAGAUCAAGAAUUGGAAUGAAGAAGAAAAAUCAAAAUUAA
Messenger RNA from Nicotiana attenuata, 774 nucleotides. RefSeq lists its product as uncharacterized. The coding region runs from base 1 to 774 and encodes 257 amino acids. The record is from RefSeq and is a predicted model, not a curated record. The transcript is spliced from 2 exons. NCBI's taxonomy places the organism in Eukaryota, Viridiplantae, Streptophyta, Magnoliopsida, Solanales, Solanaceae.